This is a messenger RNA of Coregonus sp. 'balchen', 9251 nucleotides long. The record is from the annotation of a GenBank genome assembly. NCBI's taxonomy places the organism in Eukaryota, Metazoa, Chordata, Actinopteri, Salmoniformes, Salmonidae.
AUGCCUACGGCGGGUCACAGGGUGAAGCCUUGGGCGUACGGCAUGGAAGACAUGACGCAGAUGGAGUAAGAACGCUACUUCCUGUUUCCUGUGUGUCAGUAACUACUUCCUGUGUGUCAGUGACUACUUUAUGUGCGCCAGUCACUGUUUCCUGUGUGUCUAUGACUACUUCCUGUGUGUCUGUAACUACUUCCUGUGUGUCAGUGACCACUUCCUGUGUGUCAGUGACUACUUUAUGUGUGCCAGUCACUGUUUCCUGUGUGUCUAUGACUACUUCCUGUGUGUCAGUAACUACUUCCUGUGUGUCAGUGACCACUUCCUGUGUGUCAGUAACUACUUUAUGUGUGUCAGUGACUACUUUAUGUGUGUCAGUGACUACUUCCUGUGUGUCAGUGACCACUUCCUGUGUGUCAGUGACUACUUCAUGUGUGCCAGUCACUGUUUCCGGUGUGUCAGUAAACUUCUUCCGGCGUGUCAGUGUCUACUUCCGGUGUGCCAGUGACUGUUUCCUGUGUGUCUGUAACUACUUCCUGUGUGUCUGUGACUACUUCCUGUGUGUUUGCAGUGAGCUGAAUGAGACCACAGUGCUGAUGAACCUGAAGAAGCGGUACGACCAGGAUCUCGUAUAUGUAAGAACUCAACUCAUACGUUGUUGCUCAAUCAUAUGCUCACAUACUGUCAUGCUAAACAUCUAUGGGCUCAUAUGCUCACAUACUGUCAUGCUAAACAUCUAUGAGCUCAUAUGCUCACAUACUGUCAUGCUAAACAUCUAUGGGCUCAUAUGCUCACAUACUGUCAUGCUAAACAUCUAUGAGCUCAUAUGCUCACAUACUGUCAUGCUAAACAUCUAUGAGCUCAUAUGCUCACAUACUGUCAUGCUAAACAUCUAUGAGCUCAUAUGCUCACAUACUGUCAUGCUAAACAUCUAUGAGCUUAUAGUUGAACAUCAUUCGUCGAACACAACUGAAUAUCAUUGGUCGAAGUUGAUCCAUUCAGUAUAGUCACUGUCUGUUACCCACUACUCGGUUGUGAGACAGUUGUGGGGGACUCAGAGAGAGAGGAGAGAGAAAGAGAGAAGAGAGAGAAGAAAAGAGAGAGAAAGGAGAGAGAGAGAGAGAGAGAGAGAGAGAGAGAGAGAGAGAGGAGGCGAGAGAGAGAGAGAAAGAGAGAGAGGAGAGAGAGAGGAGAGAGAGGAGAGAGAGAGAGAGAGAGGGAGAGGGAGAAGAGGAGAGAGAGAGAGAGAAGAGAGAGAGGAGAGAGAGAGAGAGAGAGAGAGAGAGCUGAGAGAGAGAGAGGGAGAGAGAGAGAGAGAGCGAGAGAGAGAGAGAGAGAUAGAGAGAGAGAGAAGAGAGAGAGAGAUAGAGAUAGCGAGAGCUAAGCAGAGAGAGAGAGAGAGUCUAGAAGAUAUGCUCGAUAUAUCUUCUAUCGAUCUCCGCUCUAUUCUAUCAAUCUCUAUAUCGAUAUCUCUCUCUCUCUCUCUCUCUCUCUCUCUCUCCCUCUCUCGUUCUCUCUCUCUCUCUCUCUCAGACGUAUAUAGGUAGUAUCCUGGUCUCAGUGAACCCCUAUAAGCUGUUCAACAUCUAUGGGACUGACAUGGUGCUGCAGUAUGAAGGACACGGAAUAGCUGACAACCCUCCGUAAGACACACUGUCUCGGUGUGUGUGUGUGGUGUGUGUGUGAGGUGUGUGUGUGUGUGUGUGUGAGGUGUGUGUGUGUGUGUGUGUGUGUGUGAGAGAGGUGUGUGUGGUGUGUGUGUGUGUGUGUGUGUGUGAGAGGUGUGUGUGUGAGGUGUGUGUGUGAGGUGUGUGUGUGUGUGUGUGUGUGUGAGAGAGGUGUGUGUGUGUGUGUGUGAGAGAGGUGUGUGUGUGUGUGUGUGUGUGUGUGUGUGUGUGUGAGAGAGAGGUGUGUGUGUGUGUGUGUGAGAGAGGUGUGUGUGUGUGUGGUGUGUGUGUGUGUGUGUGUGUGUGUGUGUGUGUGUGAGAGAGGUGUGUGUGUGUGUGUGUGAGAGAGGUGUGUGUGUGUGUGUGUGUGUGUGUGUGUGUGUGUGUGUGUGUGUGUGUGAGAGAGAGGUGUAAACACCUUUAUUCUCAUGUGUUGUGUGAGGUUUGUGUUGCCAUGCGGCUGGAUGGUUGCCAGGGAGAGUUUACUUAUUGAUUGCCCUAACAUAUUACAUCUUGUUUCCAGAGAGCACACACACACACUUCACAACCACACACCACACACACACACACACACACACACACACACACACACACACACACACACACACACACACACACACACACACACACACACACACACACACACACACACACACACACACACACACACCAUGACAUCAGUAACAGGAGAGGGGAGGGCCUCUGUGAGUGGAUAGGAUGACUCUCUGCUCUACUGAGUCACCAACCCCCUGACUCUCCUCUCCUGCUGACUCCUUACCUCAACAACCAGACAUCCUGACUCUCCUACUGACUCCUUACCUCAACAACCAGACAUCCUGACUCUCCUCUCCUACCGACUCCUUACCUCAACAACCAGACAUCCUGACUCUUCUCUCCUACUGACUCCUUACCUCAACAACCAGACAUCCUGACUCCUCACUACUGACUCCUUACCUCAACAACCAGAAUCUGACUCUCUCCUACUGACUCCUUACCUCAACAACCAGACAUCCUGACUCUCUCCUACUGACUCCUUACCUUAACAACCAGACAUCCUGACUCUCCUCUCCUACUGACUCCUUACCUCAACAACCAGACAUCCUGACUCUCCUGCUGACUCCUUACCUCAACAACCAGACAUCCUGACUCUCCUCUCCUACUGACUCCUUACCUCAACAACCAGACAUCCUGAUCUCCUGUGACUCCUUACCUCAACAACCAGACAUCCUGACUCUCCUCUCUACUGACUCCUUACCUUAACAACCAGACAUCCUGACUCUCCUCUCCUACUGACUCCUUACCAUCAACAACCAGACAUUCCUGACUCUCCUGCUGACUCCUUACCUCAACAACCAGGAAUCCUGACUCUCCUCUCCUAAUGACUCCUUACCUCAACAACCAGACAUCCUGACUUUCUCUCCUACUGACUCACUUACCUCAACAACCAGACAUCCUGACUCUCUCCUACUGACUCCUUUACCUCAACAACCAGACAUCCUGACUCUCCUCUCCUACUGACUCCUUACCUUAACAACCAGACAUCCUGACUCUCCUCUCCUACUGACUCCUUACCUCAACAACCAGACAUCCUGACUCUCCUGCUGACUCCUUACCUCAACAACCAGACAUCCUGACUCUCCUCUCCUACUGACUCCUUACCUCAACAACCAGACAUCCUGACUCUCCUCUCCUACUGACUCCUUACCUCAACAACCAGACAUCCUGACUCUCCUCUCCUACUGACUCCUUACCUCAACAACCAGACAUCCUGACUCUCCUCUCCUACUGACUCCUUACCUCAACAACCAGACAUCCUGACUCUCCUCUCCUACUGACUCCUUACCUCAACAACCAGACAUCCUGACUCUCCUCUCCUACUGACUCCUUACCUCAACAACCAGACAUCCUGACUCUCCUCUCCUACUGACUCCUUACCUCAACAACCAGACAUCCUGACUCUCCUCUCCUACUGACUCCUUACCUCAACAACCAGACAUCCUGACUCUCCUCUCCUACUGAUUUCUUACCUCAACAACCAGACAUCCUGACUCUCCUCUCCUACUGACUCCUUACCUCAACAACCAGACAUCCUGACUCUCCUCUCCUACUGACUCCUUACCUCACCAACCAGACAUCCUGACUCUCCUACUGACUCCUUACCUCACCAACCAGACAUCCUGACUCUCCUCUCCUACUGACUCCUUACCUCAACAACCAGACAUCCUGACUCUCCUCUCCUACUGACUCCUUACCUCACCAACCAGACAUCCUGACUCUCCUCUCCUACUGACUCCUUACCUCAACAACCAGGACAUCCUGACUCUCCUCUCCUACUGACUCCUUACCUCAACAACCAGACAUCCUGACUCUCCUCUCCUACUGACUCCUUACCUCAACAACCAGACAUCCUGACUCUCCUCUCCUACUGACUCCUUACCUCAACAACCAGACAUCCUGACUCUCCUCUCCUACUGACUCCUUACCUCAACAACCAGACAUCCUGACUCUCCUACUGACUCCUUACCUCAACAACCAGACAUCCUGACUCUCCUCUCCUACUGACUCCUUACCUCAACAACCAGACAUCCUGACUCUCCUCUCCUACUGACUCCUUACCUCAACAACCAGACAUCCUGACUCUCCUACUGACUCCUUACCUCAACUCCAGACAUCCUGACUCUCCUACUGACUCCUUACCUCAACAACCAGACAUCCUGACUCUCCUCUCCUACUGACUCCUUACCUCAACAACCAGACAUCCUGACUCUCCUACUGACUCCUUACCUCAACAACUAGACAUCUUGACUCUCCUACUGACUCCUUACCUCAACAACCAGACAUCCUGACUCUCCUACUGACUCCUUACCUCAACAACCAGACAACCUGACUCUCCUACUGACUCCUUACCUCAACUCCAGACAUCCUGACUCUCCUACUGACUCCUUACCUCAACAACCAGACAUCCUAACCUCCUAUCCUACUGACUCCUUACCUCAACAACCAGACGACAUCAUUACUCUCCUGCUGACUCCUUACCUCAACAACCAGACAUCCUGACUCUCCUCUCCUACUGACUCCUUACCUCAACAACCAGACAUCCUGACUCUCCUACUGACUCCUUACCUCAACAACCAGACAUCCUGACUCUCCUACUGACUCCUUACCUCAACAACCAGACAUCCUGACUCUCCUCUCCUACUGACUCCUUACCUAAACAACCAGACAUCCUGACUCUCCUCUCCUACUGACUCCUUACCUCAACAACCAGACAUCCUGACUCUCCUCUCCUACUGAAUCCUUACCUCAUUAACCAGACAUCCUGACUCUCCUCUCCUACUGACUCCUUACCUCAACAACCAGACAUCCUGACUCUCCUACUGACUCCUUACCUCAACAACCAGACAUCCUGACUCUCCUACUGACUCCUUACCUCAACAACCAGACAUCAUUACUCUCCUGCUGACUCCUUACCUCAACAACCAGACAUCCUGACUCUCCUCUCCUACUGACUCCAUACCUCAACAACCAGACAUCCUGACUCUCCUCUCCUACUGACUCCUUACCUCAACAACCAGACAUCCUGACUCUCCUCUCCUACUGACUCCUUUCCUCAACAACCAGACAUCCUGACUCUCCGACUGACUCCUUACCUCAACAACCAGACAUCCUGACUCUCCUACUGACUCCUUACCUCAACAACCAGACAUCCUGACUCUCCUCUCCUACUGACUCCUUACCUCAACAACCAGACAUCCUGACUCUCCGACUGACUCCUUACCUCAACAACCAGACAUCCUGACUCUCCUACUGACUCCUUACCUCAACAACCAGACAUCCUGACUCUCCUCUCCUACUGACUCCUUUCCUCAACAACCAGACAUCCUGACUCUCCGACUGACUCCUUACCUCAACAACCAGACAUCCUGACUCUCCUACUGACUCCUUACCUCAACAACCAGACAUCCUGACUCUCCUCUCCUACUGACUCCUUACCUCAUUAACCAGACAUCCUGACUCUCCUACUGACUCCUUACCUCAACAACCAGACAUCCUGACUCUCCUCUCCUACUGACUCCUUACCUCAACAACCAGACAUCCUGACUCUCCUCUCCUACUGACUCCUUACCUCAACAACCAGACAUCCUGACUCUCCUCUCCUACUGACUCCUUACCUCAACAACCAGACAUCCUGACUCUCCUACUGACUCCUUACCUCAACAACCAGACAUCCUGACUCUCCUACUGACUCCUUACCUCAACAACCAGACAUCCUUACUCUCCUACUGACUCCUUACCUCAACAACCAGACAUCCUGACUCUCCUCUCCUACUGACUCCUUACCUCAUUAACCAGACAUCCUGACUCUCCUCUCCUACUGACUCCUUACCUCAACAACCAGACAUCCUGACUCUCCUACUGACUCCUUACCUCAACAACCAGACAUCCUGACUCUCCUACUGACUCCUUACCUCAACAACCAGACAUCCUGCUGACUCAUGGUUCAAUACCUGGUCAGUCACAUUAUGGAUGGUUCUAUACCUGGUCAGUCUCAUUAUGGAUGGUUCUAGACCUGGUCUGUCACAUUAUGGAUGGUUCUAAACCUGGUCAGUCUCAUUAUGGAUGGUUCUAGACCUGGUCAGUCUCAUUAUGGAUGGUUCUAGACCUGGUCAGUCUCAUUAUGGAUGGUUCUAAACCUGGUCAGUCACAUUAUGGAUGGUUCUAUACCUGGUCAGUCUCAUUAUGGAUGGUUCUAGACCUGGUCAGUCUCAUUAUGGAUGGUUCUAGACCUGGUCAGUCACAUUAUGGAUGGUUCUAGACCUGGUCAGUCACAUUAUGGAUGGUUCUAGACCUGGCCAGUCACAUUAUGGAUGGUUCUAGACCUGGUCAGUCACAGUAUGGAUGGUUCUAGACCUGGUCUGUCACAUUAUGGAUGGUUCUAGACCUGGUCAGUCACAUUAUGGAUGGUUCUAGACCUGGUCAGUCUCAUUAUGGAUGGUUCUAGACCUGGUCAGUCACAUUAUGGAUGGUUCUAGACCUGGUCAGUCACAUUAUGGAUGGUUCAAGACCUGGUCAGUCACAUUAUGGAUGGUUCUAGACCUGGUCAGUCACAUUAUGGAUGGUUCUAGACUUGGUCAGUCACAUUAUGGAUGGUUCUAGACCUGGUCAGUCUCAUUAUGGAUGGUUCUAGACCUGGUCAGUCACAUUAUGGAUGGUUCUAGACCUGGUCAGUCACAUUAUGGAUGGUUCAAGACCUGGUCAGUCACAUUAUGGAUGGUUCUAGACCUGGUCAGUCACAUUAUGGAUGGUUCUAGACUUGGUCAGUCACAUUAUGGAUGGUUCUAGACCUGGUCAGUCACAUUAUGGAUGGUUCUAGACCUGGUCAGUCUCAUUAUGGAUGGUUCUAAACCUGGUCAGUCUCAUUAUGGAUGGUUCUAAACCUGGUCAGUCUCAUUAUAGAUGGUUCUAGACCUGGUCAGUCUCAUUAUGGAUGGUUCUAGACCUGCUCAGUCACAUUAUGGAUGGUUCUAGACCUGGUCAGUCACAUUAUGGAUGGUUCUAGACCUGGUCAGUCUCAUUAUGGAUGGUUCUAAACCUGGUCAGUCUCAUUAUGGAUGGUUCUAAACCUGGUCAGUCUCAUUAUGGACGGUUCUAAACCUGGUCAGUCUCAUUAUAGAUGGUUCUAGACCUGGUCAGUCUCAUUAUGGAUGGUUCUAGACCUGCUCAGUCACAUUAUGGAUGGUUCUAGACCUGGUCAGUCUCAUUAUGGAUUGUUCUAGACCUGGUCAGUCACAUUAUGGAUGGUUCUAAACCUGGUCAGUCACAUACAGUUGAUGUCGGAAGUUUACAUACACUAAGUUGACUGUGCCUUUAAACUGCUUGGAAAUUCCAGAAAAUGAUGUCAUGGCUAUAGAAGCUUCUGAUAGGAUAAUUGACAUCAUUUGAGUCAAUUGGAGGUGUACCUGUGGAUGUAUUUCAAGGCCUACCUUCAAACUCAGUGCCUCUUUGCUUGACAUCAUGGGAAAAUCAAAAGAAAUCAGACAAGACCUCAGAAAAAAAAUUGUAGACCUCCACAUGUCUGGUUCAUCCUUGGGAGUAAUUUCCAAACGCCUGAAGGUACCACGUUCAUCUGUACAAACAAUAGUACGCAAGUAUAAACACCAUGGGACCAUGCAGCCGUCAUACCGCUCAGGAAGGAGACGCGUUCUGUCUCCUAGAGAUGAACGUACUUUGGUGCGAAAAGUGCAAAUCAAUCCCAGAACAACAGCAAAGGACGUUGUGAAGAUGCUGGAGGAAACAGGUACAACAGUAUCUAUAUCUACAGUAAGUAGAUCCUAUAACGACAUAACCUGAAAGGCCGCUCAGCAAGGAAGAAGCCACUGCUCCAAAACCACCAUAAAAAAGCCAGACUUCGGUUUGCAACUGCACAUGGGGAUAAAGAUCGUACUUUUUGGAGAAAUGUCCUCUGAACUGUUCGGCCAUAAUUAUCAUUGUUAUGUUUGGAGGAAAACGGUGGUUGCUUGCAAGCCGAAGAUCACCAUCCCAACCGUGAAGCACGGUGGUGGCAGCAUCAUGCUGUGGGGGAGCUUUGCUGCAGGAGGGACUGGUGCACUUCACAAAAUAGAUGGCAUCAUGAGGAAGGAAAAUGAUGUGGAUAUAUUGAAGCAACAUCUCAAGACAUCAGUCAGGAAGUUAAAGCUUGGUCGCAAAUGGGUCUUCCAAAUGGACAAUGACCCCAAGCAUACUUCCAAAGUUGUGGUAAAAUGGCUUAAGGUCAACAAAGUAAAGGUAUUGGAGUUGCCAUCACAACGCCCUGACCUCAAUCCUAUAGAAAAUGUGUCGGCAGAACUGAAAAAGCGUGUGCGAGCAAGGUGGCCUACAAACCUGACUCAGUUACACCAGCUCUGUCAGGAGGAAUGGGCCAAAAUUCACCCAAUUUAUUGUGGGAAGCUUGUGGAAGGCCACCCGAAACGUUUGACCCAAGUUAAACAAUUUAAAGGCAAUGCUACCAAAUACUAAUUGAGUGUAUGUAAACUUCUGACCCACUGGGAAUGUGAUGAAAGAAAUAAAAGCUGAAAUAAAUAAUUCUCUCUACUAUUAUUCUGACAUUUCACAUUCUUAAAAUAAAGUGGUGAUCCUAACUGACCUAAGACAGGGAAUUUUUACGAGGAUUAAAAUGUCAGGAAUUGUGAAAAACUGAGUUUAAAUGUAUUUGGCUAAGGUGUAUGUAAACUUCCGACUUCAAAUGUAUACCAGGCAGGGCAGUAACUACACCAGUGAGAGGAACCAAUUAAGUUCUUGCCUAGCAACAGAGAUGUACCCAUGUUUAACCCUGGCUCCGUGUCCGUCAUGUUGUGAUUAACUCUGUUUAUCUGUAGUCUGAGUCUGAAGAGAUGUAACUACUGUAUUUCCUACACCAUAUAUAAACUACAACACUCCCUUCUCCUCUCUCUAUAUUGUAUGGGUUAGACAGUAUAGUUUAACUCUCUCCUCUGUCUUCUCUUCUCUCCUAGUCAUCUGUUUGCCAUCGCCAAUGUUUCCUACACCACCAUGAUGGAUGCUAAACACAACCAGUGUAUCAUUAUCAGGUAA